CACAAGUCCAGUACCCGCGUCUACAGGCGUCUGAAAUUCGAUCAUCCACGGUGAUCAAAGAGGAGGUAGACCUCAACCGAGCACAGCCGUUCCGUCGUCCUCUCCAAGUUCUAGCCGUACUCUUUGACUACCUAUGGCGGAAAGCACACGCCGGUUGCCAUCUUGGAUGCUCGCUACCCCGCCGCCUGCUGCUAGCAGCGAUGCCGCCGAACAACAACCCAAGACCAAUACGAGCAAGGGAGGGCAUCUCAAGGUUUCCCCGAGGAACGGCAACGCUAAAAAGAGAAAGAAAGCCAAUCGAGACGAAACUGCAGUUUCUCAAACUACUCCAGGCGGCGAUGGUGUAGUUGAGCCCCCGGGGGACGAUCGCCUCCUCACGGUUCAAGACCUAGUCGCCAUCGCCGAGGAGUACGUCAGAGCAGCUAACGAUGUUGGAUCAGAGAAAAAUCCGUCUAUCAAGGGAGAAUGUCGAUCACGAGCAGUCUCUUCCGGGAUUGAUUUGCAAGGCGGUGUUACUGUUAAUAAGCACAAUUCACCCGCCGCUUCUUGUAGCUCAAUGCAGAAAUCGACCGCAGAACAAAUCCCCGUAACUGUCAGCACAACAGGGGAUCCUGCGCACGACAUGCUGCAUCUCUUUCUAGGCCCCUUGCUCGCGAAACCGAUUACGAAUGAAAAGAACGAUUUAUCAAGCAGAAUGGAUUUGGACUUUGCUUUUGAUGCAAUGAGGCAUUCUCACAAUCAUGUUGAGGCAGCAGCGGUCCCUCCUCCAUUGAAAGAAAAGAAGAAGAGCAGUCUUAGAGACAAGGUCUCUGGAUUGACAAAGGAAAUAUGGGCAGAUUUCUGAGAGCUCCCAGUGACUAUUUUCUGCAAACUAUCACCGCAUUGUGCUUGAUUGUACACAGUUCAAGUGCCUCUGGCAAUCAUUUGCAGGUAAAGGGAUCUUUAGUAAUGAUGCUGGUAUGAAGUGCUAGUCAAUGUAAAGACAAAAAGGACGAAGAUUGUGCCUGCAGGAACAAUCUGUUUCAGACAGACUUCUCAGAUUAACAUAAUAUGCGACACGUUUGCUCCAAAAGAUGCCCGGCUUUCUUGCUAUUUCCUUCUUCUUGGAUAUUGAUUUCCAAAGUGCUUGCUGCAUAACGAUAGGUAUGCAUCAUCAUAAUCAUCAGGGCUGUCGUGUCAAGAGCUCCUUGCUUGUUAAUUUUUCUACUUUUAAUUACGAGGAAUUUUUCCUUAAUGUUUUCGUCCAUCGCAGGCAGAUCAUCUAACUAUCGAUGUGUGCUCUCAUUAUGCGAUUUUCACAUGUUAUAUGAUGAUCAUCUCCACGUUCUCUGGGUGAUGCUUGAUCAGCCAAUGAUUGCUGUGGCUCUCUGUUUAGGCAGGUACCAAGGCUACUGAAGUUAACAACGCAACUCAGAAGAUGAAUCAGUUUGCACUCAGGAAUAAGGGUGGAUUCACGAAGUUUCUUUUUAUCCUUUCUCAAGAAUUCCAACCUCUGUGGGAACCCACUAAAACUACUCCGGAAGAAAUCGGCUUGGGAUCAGGAAGAAGUCAAACUUCCCUUAUUUCAGAAGAAUUUGAUGACAAAGGCCCAAUUGCAAUCUUACAACAAUCUGCUUUCACAUGUCCAUAUCCACGUGUGGGUGGUUUUGAUAUCUGUUUUUUCUUGCUCGCGCAUGUGGAAGGGAAGAAAAGGAUGGAUUUGCUUAUCAAGAAUGAAUGUGAAAUGGUGGCACCUGAGGAUUAAUCCCAUUGCACAGGUUUUACAGCCACCCAUCUGGAAUCCUUCAUGAGCUGAAGCCCCCCAACUUCAUCUUGAGACAGAAUGGUGAGAAAAUCACUAUCAGUGUGAGGCACCAAGCCAAAUACCUCUGGGGAAGUUGGACAGGCUGGGUAUCGGUUGAGGCGCAGAAAGCAACUGCUUUCUUGACAAAUGUCUUCGAAAUCCCCCCUUGAAUGGCCUAAGUUUUCAACCAAGACCCCUGCAAGUGUUCCAGCUAGCUCGGCCAUUGCUGCUGCGAAUUCCACCAUCACUUCCCUGAUGAAGAAAACAGGAAAGAGAAAAAAAAGAGAACAUCAGAGAUGAAGAAGUAAGUGGGCGAGAAGAAAUCACAAGACUUUUCUAUCUAUAGCUUUGCAACAAGCACCUUAAAGAAGUGAAGUUGUCUCCGUAGCAGUCCUUGUGGGAGACCUUGGAGAGAGGAACAUGGAAAGCCUCGGACCAUGACAACUGCUUGGGACAGGUAGCUGUGGGCGUACCCCAUCUGUAGGAAUUGUUGAGCAGCCCGCCACUGACCUUGUCGUCGAAGGGCAGUCGGAACAGCCUGGACUGCUCGCUCCUCAUCUUCCUAACGAGCCCCGGGUUGAUCCCGUGGUUGACGACCUGGAAGAAACCCCACUCCGACGAGGCCCUGCAUAUUGCAGCCGCACAAGCUGCUCUCUCCCUCUCGUCGCGGCUGCCGAGACCCCUGAGGUCUAUCAGGGGCAGCUGGCAUUCUUCCAUUGCAGCAGCAAUUGCUGAGGCCGCGGGGAGAGGAUGGUGGUCGGAAGGCGAGAGGCGGGAAACCUGCUCGUAAUGGCGAAACAGAGGAGGGUUGGUGGUCUUGAGCAUGGUUUGACGAACGAAAGAGGGGUUGAGUUAGGGAGAGGGGAGAAAGCUGGUGGUGUUGGUGAAGGAGAAGAGGGUUAAUAAAGGAGAAGAGAAGUUGGGCGGGAGGGAGAGUUAAGUUAUGUAAGAGAGAGCAUAAACAAGGAGAAAAGAACAAGAGGAAGAGAAGGAAGGAAGGCCUUCAAAAUCACGACAGUUGGCAAUUGGAGCGCAUUUCACUCUGGAAAGGUCUAUGCUUGGCUUGCUGCUGCUGCCUCCGACUUGGUCUAUGACGUACACAGGAUUUCGCUGCAUUGCUUUUAUGACACUCUGGAUUCGAUUCAUGAUUUUCACUCUGAAAAAGAAUUGAAGCUCUGUUAUGGAUUCUGU
Linum tenue is the source of this 2974-nucleotide messenger RNA. The record is from the annotation of a GenBank genome assembly. NCBI's taxonomy places the organism in Eukaryota, Viridiplantae, Streptophyta, Magnoliopsida, Malpighiales, Linaceae.